Molecule: messenger RNA, 1891 nt
Organism: Saccostrea cuccullata (small rock oyster)
Lineage: Eukaryota; Metazoa; Mollusca; Bivalvia; Ostreida; Ostreidae
Product: cytochrome P450 4V2-like
Exons: 12
Coding region: 18-1544 (508 amino acids)
Molecular function (GO): iron ion binding; oxidoreductase activity, acting on paired donors, with incorporation or reduction of molecular oxygen; heme binding
Source: RefSeq, a predicted model, not a curated record
UGAAAUAGUUGGUCAAAAUGGCAGCAACAAUAAUUUUUGCUGUAGCUAUUAUACUUUUUACAGCAUGGUUAAUUAAAAGAGAAUUGUCAAGGAAAAAGAUUGACAUAAUCCCUGGUCCUGUAGCCUUGCCAGUUCUGGGAAAUGCUCACCAGCUAAAACAUACCAGCAGAGAAUUUUUUGACCAGCUGACUCAGUUCACAGCUGAAUAUGCAGAUUAUGGAAUAUUUCGGCUGCUGUUGGGAACAAAGCUAACAGUUGCUCUGUACAAGCCAGAGUAUGUGGAGGUGAUCCUUCAGAGCAGUAAACACUUGGAUAAAGCGGACGAGUACAGAUUCCUUCAUCCCUGGCUAGGCACUGGACUUCUAACCAGCACUGGUAGUAAAUGGAAAUCUCGGAGGAGGAUGCUGACACCCACAUUUCAUUUUAAGAUUCUGAAUGACUUUGUGGGGGUGUUCCAUGACCAAGCCUCCAUUAUGGUAAAGAAACUAUCUGAGGUGGCUGAUGGAAGAGAGUUCAACAUCUUCAAUUACAUCACCUUCUGUGCACUGGAUAUCAUUUGUGAGACUGCGAUGGGAAGGACUGUUGAUGCUCAGAGUAACAGCGAGUCAGACUAUGUCAAGUCUGUCUACAAGAUGACUGAGCUUGUCCUACAGAGACAGCGGACACCUUGGUACUGGCCUGACUUCCUGUAUAACACGAUAGGAUACGGAAAGGAACAUGAUAAAUGUCUUCAGAUUCUUCAUGGAUUCACUAAAAAGGUAAUCAAGGAGAAGAUGGAGAGUCAGUCGGACGAGUCGCGACACAGUAUGGAGGAAGUGCUGAGUCAGCACUCGGAGGAGGACAUGUACAGGAGCAAAGGUCAGAGGUUAGCGUUCCUCGACAUGUUGCUGUGUAAGACGGAGGACGGCUCACACAUGUCAAUGGAGGACAUCAGGGAGGAAGUUGAUACGUUCAUGUUUGAGGGGCAUGAUACAACAGCAGCUGCCAUGAACUGGGCUGUCCACUUGAUUGGUGCAGAUCCCCAGGUCCAGGCCAAAGUCCACGAGGAAUUAGACCAGUUGUUUGGGGAUAGUGACAGGCCGGCUACAAUGAAUGAUCUGAAAGAGAUGAGAUACCUGGAAUGCUGCAUAAAGGAGGCUUUAAGACUGUUCCCUUCUGUGCCAUUCUUUGGUAGAAAAUUAACAGAGGAUUGUCGAUUUGAUGAAUACGAAAUUCCCAAGGGUACCACUGUGAUCAUUACACCGCCUGGGUUACACCGAGACACACGAUACUUCCCUGACCCAGAGAAAUUUGAUCCUGACCGAUUUUCACCAGAAAACAGCCUCAAACGACACCCAUAUUCUUACGUUCCAUUUUCAGCUGGACCAAGAAACUGCAUUGGUCAAAAGUUUGCCCUCCUGGAGGAGAAAGUGAUGCUCUCCAACAUCUUCAGAAAUUUCAGUGUAACCUCCAAACAGACCAGAGAGGAGCUGCUCCCCAUCGGGGAUCUCAUAAUGAGGCCUGAACAUGGGAUCUUCGUGGAAAUACGCCCCCGCAAAAAGUAACCGUCCAUGAUAAAACUGUGAUGGUCUGAUUCGAAGUUUUGAUUUUUGUUAAAUAUUUAGUCUGAGAAAAAAUUAUUUCCACUUAAGAUGAAUGCAGAUUUUACACAUAUAUUACAGUAUUAGCGCUUUUGACAUUUCGAUCAUAGUGCAUAUCUUGCCUUUUCAAGUACAUACAUGUAUCUUUAUACCUCAAUUCACCUUAUGUUAUUGGUCAAUCAAGACAGUUCUCUGUCAUGAGAUCAGGAAAUCCAAGAAACCUCAUCACUUUAAAUGUACAUGUACUUUUUAGUUAGAAAUUAGGUUUUUAGGUUUGUAAUUAUAAUAUCGGUACUUUACAUAUAUUCAUA